This is a messenger RNA of Durusdinium trenchii, 2256 nucleotides long. NCBI's taxonomy places the organism in Eukaryota, Dinophyceae, Suessiales, Symbiodiniaceae. The record is from the annotation of a GenBank genome assembly.
AUGAAGCGUUCAGAAACACCUAGCGGUGAUCAGGCGCCCAGCUCAACGUCACCAUUGGACGAGUUUGCUGGGUUGAAAGGACAACUCUUCGUCGAAGAGGUCUUCAGUCGAUAUGGAUGUGGCACAACAACCAUUCCCUGGCUGAUCAACGGAGAGCGUGCAAUUCGACCAGACCCAACCAACAGACCAAUCAUGGAGUCACUAGCAGAGGCUUAUGCGGACAGGAUUUUGACUUCAGGGCUCAAUGUGGACUGUAGUGGUUCCUCGCCAAAAUCAAUUACUUUACUGGCUUGGAUGGUAUAUGGCCCUUCCAACCAGCUUCCUGUGUAUGCCAUCACCUUCGGACACAGAAGCGAAGCACUCUACAGAGCACUGAGCCGUGAUGAAGACAAUGUCUAUGUACAACGUGCAAUGUCGACCGGCCUAGAGAAUGUCAGGAUGCUCAGGCCAGACACACCAGUGGAGGUGCGACGAGCACUUUGCACGAUGCACAACCAGUACCACCAAGGCACCGGUGAAACGUGGAUAAGCUUGCUUGACAAGUCAGAGGAGAUAAUGCGGGAUUGGGAAACCCGUACACAGGAGACUGGUCUAACAACACGGAGCGCUUCAUAUGACAGCUUUCUUGAAAAGUUUGUCUUCCGGGAGCGGGGAGAGUCCGCUUGGGGUGAGUCAUUGAACUAUUUCAAGAGCACCACCAUCCUCAACAACUAUUUGAACAAGUAUGGCAUCAAAGACCAGCUGCGUUCCUGGUGCAACAACAAUCUAAACUUUGCGGACUUCAAGAUCAACAACAGGGACAUUAUCUUGAUGUUGCACCAGCUUGCCAUCAUCAUCUCCAAUGGCCUGACCAAGUAUUGGGCCAAGGAGUACAUCGGACUGGCUCUGCUUGAGGCCAUCAAAUUCUGUGUUCCGACGCGUCACAAUGGGGGAGGUCAGCGGCUGCUGCCACAGAUCUUUUUCAAACCUGGUGCAGAGACUGUUGCCAACAUGAACCUCCUUGUUGUGCCAAUGGCGAGCAGUGUGGUCUUCAAAAGGCUUGAAGCAGAGAGCCAGAGUGCUGCAGAUGAGUGUGAUAAUACUACUCCAGUAAAAGGCAAAGGAAAGAAGGGGAAAUCAAAGAAGACAGCAGCAUCCAAGCGGAAGCCAGGCAAGGGCAAGGGGAAUGAUUGCGAUGGUGAAGAUUGUGAGACUCGUCAAUGGUCCUCAAUGGUAUUCCCUUUGUGUGAUGAUCCGGCUUCCGCUGGCGAAGGUCGGCAAAAGACAGCUCUAGAUGACUUCAUGAGUAUUGUGACGGAAGUGAUCAAACGGUAUCAAGCGAAGUACGACAAGCUCGAGGGCGCUCGCAAGUUGCAAUCACAGUGGGAGACAAGCAUGAAGUCUAUGUUUUCCCACACGGUCAGCUGCUUCAUGGAGUUUGCUUGGUCUGGAUCAGUUGCCUUGAACGGGAAGUUCACACGCACAUACUCGUCGUUCAGAGAAGAGCUGACCACGUUUGCCACUACCGCGUGCGAGCUUGCUUUGACAUCAUCAAGUACGGGCAUCACCAGUGGCCAACAAGCACCACUGGGUUUGGGUACAACGCUUUCAGACUUGUUUGAAGGUUCCGGUGAAGUUAGCAGCAGCAACAGCAUGCCUUUGCACCAAAUGAAGGAUGCUUCAGAUGAGACGGCAGCGUUGCGUCGCAUUGAGACCAACCUGAAGACUGUGACUGAGUCCGGCAUGCAAGCGUUCAUCAACAACAUCCUUGUGCUGCCCCUGGAAUUUCACAACAAGUUCUCCACUGCCAAGCAGGAGCUAGCAACAGAUUCAAGCAUCAGUGAGGACAGUACCCCUAUGCAAGUCUUGCAGCGGAUCUCUGCUCAGCUGAGUGUGGCACUGCCUCCAAGUUGGAUUGCUUUUGCUGCUGACGUCUCAGAACUCCAUUCGGUGAGGUUGGACUUUGUGGCUGACAGUGGGAAGGUCUUCGGAGACAACAAGUACCUCUUGGAAAAGUUUUUGCUCGUCCGGUCCUUCUACAACCUGACACUCUUGCGAGAUCUUGCCAACAUCAGGAAGACCAAGUUUUCACCCUCCGUCAACCUUGUGAUUACCUUCUUGCACGUUGAGGUGGGUCAUUUGAUGGAGAACAUUGAGCAAGCUAUCAAGGCUAGAAGCUCGCCGGCUUCCGCAGAUGUAGCUGCCAAAGCCAAGAAAGCACACCCUGUGGCCAUGCUCCUUGCAGCCUUUGACGUACUGCAAAGUGCUUUGGUUUGA